Molecule: messenger RNA, 1536 nt
Organism: Micromonas pusilla CCMP1545
Lineage: Eukaryota; Viridiplantae; Chlorophyta; Mamiellophyceae; Mamiellales; Mamiellaceae
Exons: 3
Coding region: 1-1536 (511 amino acids)
Biological process (GO): phenylalanyl-tRNA aminoacylation
Cellular component (GO): cytoplasm; cytosol; phenylalanine-tRNA ligase complex
Molecular function (GO): phenylalanine-tRNA ligase activity; tRNA binding; ATP binding
Source: RefSeq, a predicted model, not a curated record
AUGGACGACGCCAGCCUCGAGAAGGCGCUUCUCUUGGAGGUAUCCAAGGGCGACGUCCAGUCCGACGCGUUCGCGUCCACCGCGGGCGUCGACCACAAGAAGAUCGUCGGCCUGAUCAAGUCGCUCCAGGCGAGCGAGCUCGUGACCUCCAUCGCGACCGAUCACGCCGAGCUCGUCCUCUCGCCCGAGGCGAUCGCUUACCUCGAGCGAGGCACCCCGGAGGCGCAGGCGUACGCCGCGAUCCCCGCGGAGGGAUGCACGCUCGCGGAGUUCAAGGCCAAGGUGGACGCGGCCGUCGGCGACGUCGGGUUCAAGCAAGCGAUGCAGUGCCGAUGGGUGGGGAUGGUCAAGGCGGAGAAGGGCGCGGAGCCGAGGGUGGAGCGGAAGGCGGCGGCGGUGGAGGACGUCGCGCGCGAGCACCUCGCCGCGGUCCACGAGAAGGGCGCGGCGUGCGGCGUCCCGCAGAAGGAGCUCGACGUUCUGAUCAAGAAGCGCAAGCUCGUGAGGCUGGACGCGUGGAAGACGUACGUCAUCUCCAAGGGCGCGGCGUUCGCGUUGGAGCGGAAAAAGGCGCACGCGGAUCUGACGCACGAGAUGAUCAUGAGCGGGUCUUGGAGGGACGCGGACUUCAAGGCGUACAACCUCGUCCCCGGCGCGGGCGCGCCGCCGAACGGCGGACACGUCCACCCGCUGCUGAAGGUCAGGCAGCAGUUCCGCGAGACGUUUCUGCAGCUCGGGUUCGCGGAGAUGCCGACGAACAACUUCGUCGAGUCCGGGUUUUGGAAUUUCGACACGCUGAUCCAGCCGCAGAUGCACCCGGCGCGCGACGCGCACGACACGUUCUUCAUGAAAACCCCCGCCGCCGCUAACCGCGCGCCGGAGGACUACGUCGAGAGAGUGCGGACGAUGCACGAGACGGGCGGGCACGGGAGCAUCGGGCACCAGUACGCGUGGAAACGCGAGGAGGCGGAUAAGAACAUUCUUCGCACGCACACGACGGCGGUGAGCGCGCGGUGCCUUCACAAGCUCGCGCGGGACGGGUUCAAGCCCGCGAAGUACUUCUCCAUCGACCGCGUGUUCAGGAACGAGGCUGUGGAUCGGACGCACCUCGCGGAGUUCCACCAGGUGGAGGGCGUCAUCUGCGACGUGGGCCUCACGCUGGGCGACCUCAUCGGCGUGUUGUAUCAGUUUUUCGCGCGGCUGGGGAUGACUGAGCUGCGGUUCAAGCCCGCGUUUAACCCGUACACGGAACCCUCCAUGGAGAUCUUCGCGUACCACCCGAUGCUGAAGAAGUGGGUCGAGGUCGGGAACAGCGGGAUGUUCCGCCCGGAGAUGAUGCUCCCGAUGGGGAUGCCCCCCGACGUGAACGUCAUCGCGUGGGGGCUGUCGUUGGAGCGACCGACGAUGAUCAUGUACGGCAUCGACAACAUUCGAGACUUGUUCGGGUCGAAGAUGCAGAUAUCGAGCGUGAAGAACAACCCGGUGUGUCGGUUAGGGCUGAUCGAGCAGGAGGAGACGGUGAAGGCGACGCAGUGA